Messenger RNA from Oryzias melastigma (Indian medaka), 2266 nucleotides. Its product is annotated as kelch-like protein 12. Gene Ontology annotation, molecular function: protein binding. The record is from RefSeq and is a predicted model, not a curated record. The transcript has 13 exons. NCBI's taxonomy places the organism in Eukaryota, Metazoa, Chordata, Actinopteri, Beloniformes, Adrianichthyidae. Bases 342 to 2138 code for a protein of 598 amino acids.
CUGUUUACGUCCAAUCUGAGGGGGUCGGAGAAGCUGCAGUUUGAUCAACGAAAGUGCUGCUUGUGUAAACACCAUUUAGCGCCAUAGUAUGAGGCUUUUUGGGGGGGACAUUUUGUACCCGAAAGUCCUCCCAAAAGCCGCAUAUAGCCUGACUUAAAUCAUGCCGUGAUGGAUUAAGUGUUUAUUCUUCGGACAGCACGAGCUGGGACGAGAGACUUUGAUGCUAAUGCUAGCUAGGAAAGCAACUUAGGUGUAGGGGUUGAAUCAGCCUUACCGCAGCGACAGUUUCUGUCUGUCGUUGGUGUUAGCCAUCAGCUGUCGCUGGCUACUGCUGCUAGCUCAUGUGUAGCUAUAGUUAUUGCCUCCCAGUCGUGGAAAAAGUGUUCAGGUCCUUUAACGACUCUUGUGGAAGUUUGAGGUCCUUGAGGGAUUCUCAAAGCAGCAUGGCUCCCAAAGACAUCAUGACCAACUCCCACGCCAAAUCCAUCCUCAAUGCCAUGAACUCGCUUCGCAAGAGUAACACGCUCUGCGACAUCACUCUGAGGGUGGAGAACACAGACUUUCCCGCACAUCGGAUCGUCUUGGCUGCCUGUAGUGACUAUUUCUGUGCCAUGUUCACCAGUGAGCUUGCAGAAAAGGGGAAGUCUUUUGUUGAUAUUCAAGGACUGACUGCAUCUACCAUGGAGAUCUUGUUGGACUUCGUCUACACAGAAACGGUGCUCGUCACGGUGGAAAACGUGCAAGAGUUGCUGCCCGCAGCUUGUUUGCUUCAGCUGAAAGGAGUCAAAAGGGCCUGCUGUGACUUUCUGGAGAGCCAGCUCGAUCCCUCCAACUGUCUGGGAAUUCGGGACUUCGCCGAAACCCACAACUGCCUGGACCUGAUGCAGGCGGCUGAGCUCUUCUCCCAGAAGCAUUUCUCCGAAGUGGUUCAACACGAGGAGUUCAUGCUGCUGAGUCAGACGGAAGUCGAAAAGCUCAUAAAAUGUGACGAAAUCCAGGUGGACUCAGAGGAGCCGGUGUUCGAAGCUGUGCUGAACUGGGUGAAACACAACAGGAAAGAGCGAGAGCCGUACCUCCCCGACAUGCUGGAGUUUGUCCGAAUGCCCCUGCUUACCCCCCGCUACAUCACGGAUGUCAUUGAUGCCGAGCCUCUCAUUCGAUGUAGCCUGCCGUGUCGAGACCUUGUUGAUGAGGCCAAGAAAUUCCACCUCCGACCAGAGCUGAGGAGCGAGAUGCAGGGACCGCGAACUCAAGCCAGAUUAGGUGCCAAAGAAGUCCUGCUGGUUAUUGGCGGCUUUGGCAGCCAGCAGUCACCUAUAGACAUAGUGGAGAAAUAUGAUCCCAAAACUCAAGAGUGGAGCUUUCUACCUAAUAUUGCUCGGAAGCGGCGUUACGUUGCCACGGUUUCCCUACACGAUCGAGUCUACGUGAUCGGGGGCUACGACGGCCGAUCCAGACUCAGCUCUGUGGAGUGCCUGGACUACACCGCGGACGAAGACGGCGUGUGGUACACCGUCGCCACCAUGAAUGUGCGGCGAGGACUCGCAGGAGCCACAACGCUCGGAGAUAUGAUAUAUGUCGCUGGAGGCUUCGACGGAAGCCGCCGGCACACCAGCAUGGAACGCUACGAUCCCAACAUUGACCAGUGGAGCAUGCUGGGAGAUAUGCAGACGGCGAGGGAGGGAGCUGGUCUGGUGGUGGCGAGUGGGCUCAUAUACUGUCUUGGUGGAUACGAUGGUCUUAACAUCUUGAAUUCAGUGGAGCGGUACGACCCUCACACGGGACACUGGACGAGCGUCACACCCAUGGCCACGAAGCGCUCUGGAGCUGGCGUGGCUUUGCUCAACGACCACAUUUACGUGGUGGGAGGCUUUGAUGGCAUUUCACAUCUGGAUUCUGUGGAGGUGUACAACAUCAGGACCGACUAUUGGACUACUGUAGCCAGUAUGACCACACCUCGGUGUUAUGUCGGCGCGACUGUGCUCCGAGGGCGACUUUACGCCAUCGCAGGGUAUGACGGGAACUCUCUCCUCAGCAGUAUCGAAUGUUACGACCCAGUUCUCGACUCCUGGGAGGUCGUCACUUCAAUGGCAACCCAGCGCUGCGACGCCGGUGUCUGCGUCCUUCGAGAAAAGUGAGCUCACGUUGGAGGGCGAGCAGACAGGAGGACCUUUCUUACAAGCAUCAGAGCCACAGAGACGUAUGUAAGAUGCAAACAGAAGCUCAGAUAAAUCAAUAAAAACGUGCCGCAGCUACGCCUCCAGAG